Molecule: messenger RNA, 1585 nt
Organism: Triticum dicoccoides
Lineage: Eukaryota; Viridiplantae; Streptophyta; Magnoliopsida; Poales; Poaceae
Exons: 6
Coding region: 506-1048 (180 amino acids)
Source: RefSeq, a predicted model, not a curated record
CCCCCGGCCUCUGCAUCUGGGAGAUGCAUACGGCCACUUUAUUUAUUAUUCUCGAUAACCAUACAAAGUAUUACAACAAUGUGUCUGAAUCCACCAUCUAGGGACUCCCACCAAACGGACGCGGGCAGACAGGAUGGGGUCGCGGGUUGGAGUUGGCCUAAGCCUUGCCACGGCGAUAUUGCAGAUUGUUUCCAGCGAGCGAGGAGAGAGCAGGUGACAAUAUUGAGAGGAUGCUUGGCAUCAAGGACUCGACAAGCUUUUGUGGGAGUUGAUUGAGGCGAGACACCUGGGUAGGUCUAGGGAUUGAGGUGGUUUGUUUGAUACUCCUUGGCUGUUCCUCUUUUUCCUUUGCCUUUUUAUUUCAGGAAAUGACUUUAUUCAUUAGAAAAUGGCAAUGACGUUUACAAGCAUACAUGAAUCAAACUAUUUUUCCUGGUGGGGCUGGGGUUUCUCCAUGGCACGAUAGUUAAUUUGAGAGUUGGUCUGGCUGUCGCUGGUCUGGUGCAUGCCUUCGUUGUUUGGUGGUCUGCCUCCUGCCUUUGGUGGUGUGGUUGAAGAAUUGUCAGAGUUAUGGUUCUCAUCUUGCGUGCAGUAUUUAGCUGAGUUUCUGUUGACACAUUACAUUACUUCAGUUAUGAUGGGCAAUCUUGAGUUCCUGAAAAUGGUGGCAUGUGUUCUUGCUUUCUUUAGCCAUCUCUAUUGCUUUGACAGGUUGCUGAAAUACGAGUGGAUAAAAGUUGCAUGUAGCGAAGAAGCAUUAUUCCAUUGUAACCCUCAGAUUUUAACUAUGUUUGCCUCUAGGUUGUUCGAAUGCCUGGGAGUGGUGGGUUGCCUUGUCUCCUCUGAUCCUGUUGUUGUUGCUGUCCGUUGCUUUGUCGUCUGCUGCACUGUUGGCUUGCUGGCUGCUCGUCUUGCUGUCAAGUUUGUACAACCUCCAGAGCUACUGCUCCACUGCUCUAUUGGUCAAGUUAUCUGUGAUGUGGACAUUGGUGCCAACCCUUCUCCUGAGUUGGUGAUGACGAUGAGGGUGUCGAUGACCAGACCGUGAAGGUGGUUGACAUUGUUGACACCUUCCAUCUUCAGGAGCAGCCUGCUUUUGACAAGAGACAGUUUGUCACUUGCAUGAAGUGCUACAUCAAGAACCUCACUGACAAGUCUGAAAGGGAGGAGCUAAAUGAUUUAAGAACAUUGAGUCUACCAUAAAGUUUCUUCUUAGCAAGCUCAAGGACCUUCAGUAAUAAAUUCUCUGUUUGCCUUGGUGCUCAUUGGUAUCUGACGAGACACCUUAGUACUUCGUUCUUCCUUUGGUAUUCCAGAUGCUGCUUUGUAGCGAGAGCAUGCAUGAUGAUGGCAGCUUGGGGUUCGCCUACUACAAGGAAGGAGCUGCUGAGCUAACUUUUCUGUACUUUGUGAGAUUCUGGAAGAAGAGAGCUCAUUCAUAUUAUAUUUCCUUACUUGUCAUCAAAUCAGUGUGUGUCAAACUGAAGUAUUUGUGGUUUAUAUAAUUUUGUAGUUACAAAUGUGCAUCUGAAUUUAUCAUUGCCAUAGUGUGUGCAGUUCUGAGAAAGAAAAGAAAAGGAAUAAG